This is a messenger RNA of Physella acuta, 1210 nucleotides long. Its product is annotated as collectin-11. The record is from RefSeq and is a predicted model, not a curated record. Lineage: Eukaryota; Metazoa; Mollusca; Gastropoda; Physidae.
CUGUGGGUUAAUUUUCGGUUAAUCGCCUAUUAAUUGAGUCAAUUAAUUAUUUAUUUUACUUCAACAUAUGUUUAUUCUUAUCAUAAAACGUUGUUUUUAUCAGUGACAGUUAGUUUAUUCAACCAAUUUGCCGUACUGACAAACCCGUACGUCAAGUUCUUACCCCUUGGUAUUACAAUUUCUGGAUCAAGUCCCCUUUCAUGCGCCAGAGCGUGUAUGGAGUCUAGGUGUUUUUCCUUUAUUUUCAACAGCUCACUUCAUACCUGCAGCCUAGGCGAUUAUCCUGUUGAGUGGACACGGGCUACAGAACACAAAGGAGUUUACAGCACAACUAUGUUAUGUAACCCCGGUACCAAUUUCACCCUCCAGCAAAACGGAAGUCAAAGUCUUUGUGUUCGGAUAUCCAGCGAAAGUGUCAACUACACAAAUGCAAAGUUAGCUUGCGAGGUGUUGGGCGGUACUCUUUACACCCCUAAAACGGACGAGAAGCUCAAUAUUUUUCAACAACUAGUGACGUCGUUGAAUGUUAUGCUAUGGAUAGGAUUGGAUGACAUCGAAACAGAGGAUGUUUUUAAAUGGGCCGAUGAUGGGUCCAUACUUACAUCGUCAUGGCGAGUUCGUUUAUUUCCUUCAGGGCAACCAGACAAUGCCUGGGGAAACGAAGACUGCGUCAGCUACAACUACUACUUUCCUAAACAAAUUAACGAUGCUGCUUGCGACAUUAAAAUGAAUUAUUUGUGUGAAAUGUCUAUUCUACAACUUUAAUGGCUACACAUUAACUAGAAACACACAUACAUUGGAAACUGGAUUCUGCAGAACGUAUUAUGGACACUCGAUUCUACAAGAUGCCUUAUGGAUACUCGAUGAUCUUCUUAUAUAAGGAUAGCGUGGAAUUCUGUAAUAUUUAAGUCGAAUUAAACUUUGGUCAUAUUCAGGGCAAAGGUCAGCAGUGUGAGCCUGCUUCGUUUUAAAAAUAAAGAUGGCUGUCCAACGUGUUACUUUCUUGUCAUUUACAAUUGGUAGCUUUAAUUAAUAACUGCUUUUUGCUUCUAUUGUUUUUUUCUGUUAGGUUCCAAGAUUUCUAUUGAUUAUCUAAUUCGGGAAUACAGCAAUAAAUAAAUUUAAGCAAUUUGUAACGUCCGUGUUAGGUCGAUACUAUGGGAGAAACUCCAUUAUAGGUUUAAGAUUACACAAUAUGUAAUUGCAUUAU